AUGCCUUACUCAUUGAGAGGAAGAAACGUUCUCAUCACUGGAGGCUCUCGGUACGUAUCUUCUCACCCACUUCACGUCAUCUCUUUCCCCACAGCCGAUAUCGCACAUAGUCUUAAGGUCUCCAGUUCAAUCAACUAACUCGUACUGCAGAGGUCUCGGCGCCGAAGUGGCCCGUAAAUUCGCCGCAGAAGGCUGCAACAUAGCCAUCAAUUACGUCUCCAGCGAAGCACCAGCUCAAGCCCUCGCCCAAGAACUCCAAUCCACCCACAACGUCAAGACAAUCACCAUCCAAGGCGACGGAGGCAAAAUUUCAGAUAUCCAAAACUGCAUCCAACAAACCGUCAAAUCUCUUGGUGGUCUAGAUAUCAUCAUCGGCAACGCAGGCUAUACGAAGUUCUCCAACUUUGCUGAUCUCGAUGCACUUUCCUAUGAAGAUUGGGAUAAAUGUUGGCAUACGAAUGUUCUCGGGAAUCAUGUGUUGUUGAAAGAAGCUAUGCCCAUUUUUAAAGAGAAUGCGGAGGGAGGCGUUUUUAUCAUGACGGGAUCUGUGGCGGGGAAGAGUCUGAGCGGGAGUUCGAUGGCUUAUAGCGUGACGAAGGCGGCGCAGGUGCAUUUGAUGAAGUGCCUGGCGCAGACGCAGGGGCCGAAGGUGAGGGUUAAUUGUGUGCUGCCCGGGCUGCUGUUGACGGAUUGGGGAAGUCUCUAUGGGGAGGAAAGGAUUGAAAAGUUGAAGGAGCAGGCUGUUUUGAAGAAGGAGGUAAGUUAUUGGUUCGGGCGAGAAGCGGGGGAUGGCGAACUGACAUUUUGGUAGACUGAAUUGGGAGAUUGCGCACAGGCGUAUGUGGAUCUGUCGAAGAACACGAGUAUCACGGGACAGGCGUGGCAUGUUGGUGAGUGAGACUUAGUCAUGAGGAGCGAGACACGGCUGACACAUAUACACUAGACUCUGGUCUCCUUGUUGGGCAUAUGUGA
This is a messenger RNA of Lecanosticta acicola, 972 nucleotides long. NCBI's taxonomy places the organism in Eukaryota, Fungi, Ascomycota, Dothideomycetes, Mycosphaerellales, Mycosphaerellaceae. The record is from the annotation of a GenBank genome assembly.